Messenger RNA from Bacidia gigantensis, 2139 nucleotides. RefSeq lists its product as uncharacterized. NCBI's taxonomy places the organism in Eukaryota, Fungi, Ascomycota, Lecanoromycetes, Lecanorales, Ramalinaceae. The transcript has 2 exons. The record is from RefSeq and is a predicted model, not a curated record. Bases 1 to 2139 code for a protein of 712 amino acids. Gene Ontology annotation, biological process: cell motility; actin filament organization. Gene Ontology annotation, cellular component: plasma membrane.
AUGGAGAGCAUAAAUGUCUCGGAGCUCGUAGAGCGCCUGGGGAGCGAUGAGGACCCUGUGAGGAAAAUGGCAGUCUUCAAAUUGCAAACGAGCAUUGCCGACCCUUCCUUCGCCGAUGUGUUCAUCUUGGAGGGUGGCUUGUCAAAACUGCGAUAUCUCGUCCUGAAUACGACGGGCAACACUCUGGCUUACAGUCUUACAUCGUUUUCAAGGCUAUUAGAGGUGGACAAAGGCUGGGACUGUAUUGAUCAAGACGUCGUGGAAAGAAUGGUGGAGCUGGUAGUCACCCACCCACUCGUCAAUAUCCUUCGGGGUGCAAUGUCAAACCUUGCAUCCAUUGUAUCCCAUCCCUCCGCCGCUACGGAUCAAUUGUCACAGUCCGAUACUUUUGGUUUUCGUGCCCUCAAACCAGCAAUUGCGAUAUAUCCUCAAUUUCUUGAGAGACUUGUCACCAGACUUUCUGCCGCCGACCACGCUUUGUGCGGCAACGCCCUCCAAUUGAUCAAUUCACUCAUGCGAGAGGCUAUCACGAAUGAUACCGAGUCAGACUGGCCAAAACUUAUAAGGAGACUACAAGAUCUGGGAGUGAUAGAGGCUGUAUAUGGGCUCAUGCAGAGCACAGCUUUGCAAGACCUUUCGCAGCCUCUACUCGAAUAUCAAACACUGACCAAAGUGCUUUUGCGGAAAUGGAGGGAUGUGCCUAUCAUACUGGAGAAACCAGAGCAUCGGCGGGCGUUGAAGAGUAUACAUGCUGCGAGUAAAACUGAAAGACCAGCUACGCCUGUAGACAGUGGGGAUGAGGACCCCAAAAAGAAGCCGAAUCCUGAGAAAUGGAGGAGGUUAGGCUUUGAAACGGAGAAUCCUGCUUUGGACUUCGAGGAGACAGGGUACUUAGGGAUGAUAGACCUGACAGAGUAUGUCAACAAGUAUCACGACACUUUUCAAAGGCAGAUCGCAGAGCAGUCCUCUUCAUCCACAGCUCAUAAAUGUCCGCUUGCAAGAGUAAGUCUCGCUGUCACUGCUAUCCUUCUCGAGACUUUCGAAGUAGACAAAGCCGAUGUUGACGACGCUAAAUUUCAAUUGGCGUACGAUUCAAAGCAAAACUUUGACAAGAUCUUCAGACCCCUGUUGCUGCAGUGGUCGGUGUUGCAUAACGCAGGCUUACAAGCGUUCUUUCGUCUAUGGCGGACUACCGACGCAGAGACUGAAGACUUCUUCAAGAUAUUUGAUCUAGUCCGGAUACUCUUUGAAUCCGUCGCCGGCACCGCAACACGUACUAAAGACCUUAAAGACGUGCAAAGAGAGAUAGCUGAGUAUGAGCUCUCGAAGCUUCGAGAGACGCAAAUGCAAAUAAUGGAAUUGACUUACGAAGGCAAUUGGAGACGUCAGCUUUCCCAGAUCAAAGAUGAGCUCAGUCAUGAAGCACUGCAGUUUGUAAAGGAGCAGCGCAUACGGUGUUUAUUGGCAGGCGCCUGGUUCCCAAUCAAUUCGAAACCCGAUGAGUCGAGCAAUGGGGCCACAUCACACACAAACACCUUCCGCUAUGCCAAACUCUCCCAUAACCGGCGCUAUCUUCAUUACUCUGAUUUCGAUAUGCGUGGGGAAGCCGAUCCAAGUCUUGAGGGCCUUUCGGAAAAGAUCGACCUUUCAGCAGUGACUUCAGUAACCUCCAAUGUCUCAGCUUCAAGAGGGCCAUCCGCCCGAUCAUCCGUAGAAACGCUCAAAACUUCACAGCAACGCCCCGCAACCAAUACCAGAAUCUCAAUCCACGGCCACGCAUCGGGAUCCGGUCCGAACCCAACCUCGCAGAGCGAUAGCCGCAAUGGAUCUCGACUUGGUCAUACACAUCAGCGGAAACACUCACAUCAGCAGAAGGAGACGACGCUCCUAAUACUGCACCCUCAAACACAAGCAUUGGCAUCCGAAUGGCUUGACGGGCUUCUGAUGCUCUUGAAUCAACAACCAAUCACUAAUGACACAUCGAAGCUGAUCAACAUGAUCCGAGAUUACGGCUUGAAGAUCAGACUCUUAAACGUGCGAUUCGACGAAAUGGGCAUGAAUGGUCCGGGCGAAGGUCCGGAGAUGCCCAGCCGCGAAGGCCUCGACGAAGACUUCUACUACGACGACUUUGGAGGAUGA